Molecule: messenger RNA, 3074 nt
Organism: Gymnogyps californianus (California condor)
Lineage: Eukaryota; Metazoa; Chordata; Aves; Accipitriformes; Cathartidae
Gene: HACD3
Product: 3-hydroxyacyl-CoA dehydratase 3
Exons: 11
Coding region: 1-1089 (362 amino acids)
Biological process (GO): very long-chain fatty acid biosynthetic process; sphingolipid biosynthetic process; fatty acid elongation
Cellular component (GO): endoplasmic reticulum membrane
Molecular function (GO): 3-hydroxyacyl-CoA dehydratase activity
Source: RefSeq, a predicted model, not a curated record
AUGGCGGGCCCCAGCCUGCGGCCGCACGUGCACUGGGCGCAGCGGCACCGCGAGCUCUACCUGCGCGUGGAGCUGAGCGACGUGCAGCACCCGGACAUCGCCAUCACCGACAACGUGCUGCACUUCAAAGCUCAGGGGCAUGGUGCCAAAGGGGACAACAUCUACGAAUUUCAGAUUGAGUUCCUAGAACCGGUUGAGCCUAAACCUGUAUGCAGGGUGACUCAAAGGCAGCUGAACAUCACUGUGCAGAAAAAAGAGAGUAACUGGUGGGAGAGACUCACCAAGCAAGAGAAGCGCCCGCUCUUCCUAGCUCCUGACUUCGACCGCUGGUUAGAUGAAUCGGAUGCUGAAAUGGAACUGAAGGAGAAGGAAGAAGAAAAGAUUAACAAAAUGAAAAUAGAAUCCAGAGUCCCAAAAGACCCCUUCAAACACCUGAAGAAGGGAUACUUAAUCAUGUAUAAUCUUGUACAGUUUUUGGGAUUCUCUUGGAUUUUUGUGAACAUGACAGUACGACUGUUCAUCUUAGGAAAAGAUUCCUUCUAUGAUACAUUUCACACUAUUGCUGACAUGAUGUAUUUCUGUCAGACCCUGGCAUUAAUGGAGAUCAUCAAUUCCCUAAUAGGACUAGUCAGAUCACCGCUGAUACCUGCUGUAGUGCAGAUAUUUGGAAGAAACUUUAUUUUGUUUGUUGUCCUCGGAAGCUUAGAGGAAAUGCAGAGCAAACCUGUGGUGUUCUUCAUAUUUUAUUUCUGGAGUAUCAUUGAGGUGUUCAGGUAUCCAUAUUACAUGCUUUCAUGCAUCGGUAUUGAAUGGAAACCACUAACCUGGCUCCGUUACACUACCUGGAUCCCUCUCUACCCUCUAGGAGCCUUGGCAGAAGCCGUCUGUAUCAUUCAAUCCAUUCCAAUCUUCAGUGAAACAGGGAAGUUUAGUCUGGGAUUGCCAAAUCCACUGAACGUCACAAUCCAGUUUUCAUUUUUGCUUCAAAUAUACCUUAUAGCCUUGUUUUUAGGGGUAUUUGUAAACUUCCGUCAUCUCUACAAGCAAAGGAAACAGCACCUUGGACCAAAGAAGAGAAAGAUGAAGUAAAGGAGGACUGCAAUGCUUUCUUAUCUAACUUAUCUCAAUGACAAGAUAAGCCUCUAAUUCUUAUGGUUUUACCCACUGUAAUGUAAAGAAUUUUGUAAAAUUAAAUGAUCAUGCUAGAUUUCAUGAUUUCAUAGUGAAUUCAGGUAACAUUCCCAUAUACUGUAUUUUGUUCCCUUUCAAUCAAUUAUGCAUGGCAUUUACCAUUGAACAGUAACAUUUAAACUUGUAUCCUGUCGACUACCAUAUUAGAAAGAAAUCCUAUUAUCUGCAUAUAAUAUGCUUAUAAACAGUGGAGCAGCACUAAAUAGAAAUAGUGUUUAUCUUUUAAUUGGAUAUUUGCUCUUUCAAUAUUGCAUGCAGAUAGGGCUUCUGAUGCCGGGAUAUACUAUUAGCUGGCCCAUGCUGUUCCUAGGGUGCAUCUUGAUGGCAGGAGGAGCACAGUCUGGGACCACUGUGAACAGUGUUUGGGUGUCUAUUAACCGUUGGGGUAAACUUGCUCAGCACCCUCCCCCUGCCUUUUCUUCUGCAGCAUACUGAUGCUGCAGAAUUAAAACUGGAAGUAGCUAAUGCCGAUUUAAAUGCUACCAACUUAGUCUGUUUCUAGUUAAACUUAACAGAAUAGGAGCGCUGUGUGGAUCCUAGCAUUCCUGUAGCAACACAUCCAGUCAUUAGGGAAGGGAAGCUGCCAUUCUGCACCGUGGUCAGAAACGCUUUCCUGAUUGGUAAUGCAAGCACUGAAACAUAACAAAACAAGGAAGCAUAGGUACCAGCUUUCUCCUAGCAUGUGAACAAACCCCAGCAGAACUCCAUCCCACCCAUGCAAAGGGAAAACAUGGACCUGUCAUGGGAGACCGGGGCUCCUCUGAUCAUUCCUGGCAGGGCUGUAGCUCCUGUAUUUAUAGCCUUCAGAAAGGCAGUAAAGAUUACUUUUCUGCUUAAGCUUAGGGGUGCAGCUGAGAAUUUGGUGUAUAUGCUUUGUUGACUGGCCCCUGGUGGGAUGGAGUAGUGAGUCAAAUACACGGUGUAUUAUUUCGAUAGCAUGUAUCAAAUCUCGGCAAGGGAGAUCCCACACAGGGUUUGAAGGGACCCUUUCCUCUGUGCUUGCUUUAAACAACAGUAACAAAAAAAGAGAAGCACCCUCCAAGUUCCAGGUCAUCUACUCUCCCACCUGGAAACCUUUGUUUCAGUUGACUUAAUUUCAACAUGCUCUUCUUCACACCUAGCCUCCCGUAGUUAAUUCCAGAUUCCUCUGGCCUCCUUAAUCCAGUUUAGAAAAUGUACAAAAAGUUUGCUCUAAACCAGAUUGUGGUUAUCAACAGGUUGCUUCACAACAACUGCCACUGCCCCCAGGGCAAUGCAAAGCAAUGCCAGCAAUCCAGAACAGGCACUGAAGUUGAGAUUAGCUUAGUGCUAUGUUACUAUUUAUCUUUUCUACUCUAAAACAGUAUGAAUCCUCCAGAAAAUUAUUUUCUGUAUUAAAGGUAACAACCAGCUUACUGUUUGUGAUAUGGACCCAGUGAUUGUUACUGUAAAGGAAAGGAAAGAGUGUUAUAAGGAGAUUUUGACAAAGAACUGGUACAAGCUCCACGCUGCAUUUCACAAAUUGUGUUCUGUCAACAAGAGGCAUGAUGCAACCUCUCUUUAGGGAUACUUGAGACUCCCACUCAAAGGGGAGUGCAGCUUACUUUACUCAGGAGAGUUGAGCAUUAUUUACACACUUACUAUUUCACUUAGUACACACUGUACCUAUGUUUGAAGUAUGUCAAAGGAUUGAAUUAGCUGAGUAAUGGAACAGCAAGGAUCACUUUCAUACUUUAAUUUCUCCACUGGGCAUUUAAACUUCUGUUAUGAAAUCCAUAUGUAUUCAUACAUUGUAUUUCUCAGUGAAAUUGUGGUACCUAGUGUGAGCUGUCAUGGAUCUUACACUACUGAAUUUUAGUCCUUCAGAAAGAAUGUGUUUCUAUUAAUAAAGAUUUACAACCAAA